Closterium sp. NIES-65 is the source of this 2070-nucleotide messenger RNA. The record is from the annotation of a GenBank genome assembly. NCBI's taxonomy places the organism in Eukaryota, Viridiplantae, Streptophyta, Zygnematophyceae, Desmidiales, Closteriaceae.
AUGCGCCUUCACCAAGCAGCUCACCUUGCCGUACGCCCCUUCACCAGCAGCUCACCUUGCCGUACGCCCCUUCACCCAGCAGCUCACCUUGCCGUACGCCCCUUCACCAGCAGCUCACCUUGCCGUACGCCCCUUCACCCAGCAGAUCACCUUGCCGUACGCCCUUCACCCAGCAGCUCACCUUGCCGUACGCCCCUUCACCAGCAGCUCACCUUGCCGUACGCCCCUUCACCAGCAGCUCACCUUGCCGUACGCCCCUUCACCCAGCAGCUCACCUUGCCGUACGCCCCUUCACCCAGCAGCUCACCUUGCCGUAACCGCCUUCGCCCAGCAGCUCACCUUGCCGUACGCGCCUUCACCCAGCAGCUCACCUUGCCGUACGCCCCUUCACCCAGCAGCUCACCUUGCCGUACGCCCCUUCACCCAGCAGCUCACCUUGCCGUAACCGCCUUCGCCCAGCAGCUCACCUUGCCGUACGCCCCUUCACCCAGCAGCUCACCUUGCCGUACGCCCCUUCACCCAGCAGCUCACCUUGCCAUACGCGCCUUCACCCAGCAGCUCACCUUGCCGUACGCCCCUUCACCCAGCAGCUCACCUUGCCGUACGCGCCUUCACCCAGCAGCUCACCUUGCCGUACGCGCCUUCACCCAGCAGCUCACGUUGCCGUACGCGCCUUCACCCAGCAGCUCACCUUGCCGUACGCGCCUUCACCUAGCAGCUCACCUUGCCGUACGCGCCUUCACCCAGCAGCUCACCUUGCCGUACGCGCCUUCACCCAGCAGCUCACCUUGCCGUACGCGCCUUCACCCAGCAGCUCACCUUGCCGUACGCGCCUUCACCCAGCAGCUCACCUUGCCGUACGCCCCUUCACCCAGCAGCUCACCUUGCCGUACGCGCCUUCACCCAGCAGCUCACCUUGCCGUACGCGCCUUCACCCAGCAGCUCACCUUGCCGUACGCGCCUUCACCUAGCAGCUCACCUUGCCGUACGCGCCUUCACCCAGCAGCUCACCUUGCCGUACGCGCCUUCACCCAGCAGCUCACCUUGCCGUACGCGCCUUCACCCAGCAGCUCACCUUGCCGUACGCGCCUUCACCCAGCAGCUCACCUUGCCGUACGCCCCUUCACCCAGCAGCUCACCUUGCCGUACGCGCCUUCACCCAGCAGCUCACCUUGCCGUACGCGCCUUCACCCAGCAGCUCACCUUGCCGUACGCGCCUUCACCCAGCAGCUCACCUUGCCGUACGCGCCUUUACCCAGCAGGUCACCUUGCCGUACGCGCCUUCACCCAGCAGCUCACCUUGCCGUACGCGCCUUCACCCAGCAGCUCACCUUGCCGUACGCGCCUUCACCCAGCAGCUCACGUUGCCCAGCUCACCUUGCCGUACGCGCCUUCACCCAGCAGCUCACCUUGCCGUACGCGCCUUCACCCAGCAGCUCACCUUGCCGUACGCGCCUUCACCCAGCAGCUCACCUUGCCGUACGCCCCUUCACCCAGCAGCUCACCUUGCCGUACGCGCCUUCACCCAGCAGCUCACGUUGCCGUACGCGCCUUCACCCAGCAGCUCACCUUGCCGUACGCCCCUUCACCCAGCAGCUCACCUUGCUGUACGCGCCUUCACCCAGCAGCUCACCUUGCCGUAUGCGCCUUCACCCAGCAGCUCACCUUGCCGUACGCCCCUUCACCAGCAGCUCACCUUGCCGUACGCCCCUUCACCCAGCAGCUCACCUUGCCGUACGCCCCUUCACCCAGCAGCUCACCUUGCCGUACGCCCCUUCACCAGCAGCUCACCUUGCCGUACGCCCCUUCACCCAGCAGCUCACCUUGCUGUACGCCCCUUCACCAGCAGCUCACCUUGCCGUACGCCCCUUCGCCCAGCAGCUCACCUUGCCGUACGCCCCUUCACCCAGCAGCUCACCUUGCCGUACGCCCCUUCACCCAGCAGCUCACCUUGCCGUACGCCCCUUCACCCAGCAGCUCACCUUGCCGUACGCGCCUUCACCCAGCAGCUCACCUUGCCGUACGCGCCUUCACCCAGCAGCUCACCUUGCCGUACGCGCCUUCACCUAG